GGCCAGCAAUUGUCCUGAAUGGUUUUUUAUUCACUUGGGCGCCAUACGCAUCAAUGCCAUCUCCGCUGGUAUUUAUACCACAAAUUCAGCUGAAACUGUUCUGCAUGUUCUGAAAACAUCGGAUGCCUCCGUGGUGGUAGUGGAAGAUCAAAAACAAAUGGAGAAGAUUAGAGCUAUAAGGUCACAAUUGCCCAAUUUACAUGCGGUGAUUCAACUAAGAGGGCCUUACGAUUUUGGGGAGGAGGAUAAGAAAAACGGCUACUAUCGUUGGUCUGAUUUAGUUGAAAUGCAUUAUGGCCAAGAUUUGCAAGGCGAGCUGCAUUUGAGAGAAAAGUCACUGGCGCCCAACGAGUGUGCUUUACUAAUAUUUACGGUAAGCCUUUUGUUAUAGGUUAAGCGAUUGAUUUUUAGUUGUUUUCUUUUAGUCUGGCACCCACUGGCAUGCCUAAGGGCGUUAUGAUCUCUCAUGAUGCCAUUUUGUAUGCAGCGCAGGCUGCCAGUAAGGUCAUACCCAAUCUCAAACCUGGAAAUGAGAUCAUUCUCUCUUAUCUACCACUGAAUCACAUUGCCGCCCAAUUUUUGAUAUCUUCAUGCCCAUGGCCAUUGGAGGUCAAGUCUUUUUUGGCGAUGGUGAUGCCUUAAGAGGAUUCCUGGCCAAAGCUUAUAAGAGAAGUACGACCCACAUUGCUAUUGGGAAUGCCAAGGGUUUUUGAGAAACUACAAGAAAAAUUAAUGGAUAUCGAGGCAAAUAUUGGAGGGUGACUAAGACAGCAAUGGAAAUGGCCAGAACAGCAAUGAUGCAACAUUAUCUGAGUGAUGCAAAGGGCAAACCUACUCUCAGUUACUGUCUCUACUCCUAUUUGGUUAAACAAUGCAAAAUAAACCUGGGUCUGGAUCGUGUCAAGAGUUGUUUCAUUGGCGGUGCUCCAGUAUCCCGAGAACUAAAACUCUUCUUCUCAUGCAUAGCCACACCUUUAAAUGAAUGCUUUGGCCUAUCCGAGUCAAGUGGCAUAGUGUUUUACAAUUUCCAGCGCAACCUAUCGAAUGCAGCAGGCAAACCCAUAGGAGAUAUAGAAGUUAAAAUUCGCAAAAUCAAUGAUUCUGAACAAGGAGAGGUUCUAAUGAGGGGCCGCAUGAAUUUCAUGGGUUAUCUAAAAGAUCCAGAGAAGACUAGGGAAACUCUCACCAAAGAUGGUUGGAUACACACUGGUGAUUUGGGCCUAUUGGAUGCCAACGGAAAUUUAGUUAUAACGGGACGCAUUAAGGAGUUGAUUAUCACAGCAGGUGGAGAAAAUAUGCCUCCAAAUUACAUAGAAGCUCUUAUAAAAAAAGAGUUACCCUGUCUCAGUAAUGCCAUAGCAAUUGGAGAUCGUAGAAAAUAUAUAACAGCCUUACUGACUUUUAAGACCCUCACCGAUCUUGAUACUGGUCUUCCCUUAGAUACUCUGCUUCCCGAAACCCUCGAUUGGUUAGCUUCAUUAGGCUUGCAUUACUCUAGCCUAUCGGAAAUGUUGCAUAUUCAUUUACCUGAAAAUCUCAGGGACUUUGAUCCAAAUGGUGUUCAAGUUAAGAUUGAUGAAAAACUGGAGAAAGCUUUGGAAAUGGGUGUAAAAAGAGCAAAUCAGUUGGCCAUUUCCAAUGCUCAAAGGGUACAAUAUUUUUCAGUGCUACCACAUGACUUCUCAAUACCCACUGGCGAAAUAGGUCCUACCCUUAAAAGCCGUCGGCAAUUUAUUGAGAAGAAAUAUGCCCCCAUAAUUGAUAAGAUGUAUAAGAAAUGAAACCAAUCGUG
This is a messenger RNA of Stomoxys calcitrans (stable fly), 1792 nucleotides long. Its product is annotated as long-chain-fatty-acid--CoA ligase heimdall. The record is from RefSeq and is a predicted model, not a curated record. The coding region runs from base 774 to 1781 and encodes 335 amino acids. NCBI's taxonomy places the organism in Eukaryota, Metazoa, Arthropoda, Insecta, Diptera, Muscidae. The transcript is spliced from 5 exons. Gene Ontology annotation, cellular component: endoplasmic reticulum; membrane. Gene Ontology annotation, molecular function: long-chain fatty acid-CoA ligase activity.